AUGGAGGUGGACCCACCACGUCUGACGAGGACGGAGACGGCAGCGGUGACCGCUGAGGUGACACCCCCAGCUGUGUCCCCGGAUCACUCCUCUGCUGUCUCUGGCUCUGACCCCGGCCCCGCUGUUCCUACCCCUGCUGCCUCUGAGUCUGUCCUCGGCGCCGGCCCUCUCCUCGCUGACUCUGACUCCUGCCCUGGCAGCCCCGCUGACUCUGACUCCGACUCUACCGGCCCUCCCCCUACUGACUCUAACUCUAGCCCCGGCUGCUCCGCUGCUCCUCACUCCGCCUCCGGCCGUGACGUCCAGCAUAAGCGUGCCCGCUGCUCCUCCUCGACUGAGGGCUUGCCUCCUGAUGAGCCCGCCGACCCCUCUGCUUCUCGGGCGUGUAAGUCGCGGAGAGUUCAUGAUAGAAUGGAGGACUCUGAGUCGGGGUCGAGCUUGACAUCUUCAUCUGAGUCAGAGAUUUUCGUAGAUGUCCUCGACGGGGAGACUGCUCCUUCACCCAACGCGCCCCCCAUGAACAACCCUGCGGGUGUUGACGGUUGGCAAACGGUGGGCCCCAAGCGACAGCGUCGCUCCUUACCGGCUGACUCUGCCUUGUCCGCCGGCGCUUCUACCUCGCUGCCCCCUCGGCACCCCUCUCGCCCCCAGUCACCUCUGCCCCGGCCACCUCGGACUAUGAACGCCCCUGCCGCUGCUCAACCCGCUUCGCUGCCGAAGCUGCUCAUUCCGGCGACUGUCGGCUUCGAAACAACCCUCGAUCUCGCCGAGGCACUGGAGCAACAGCUGGGCGAACGCCUCUCGCUCAAGUUCCUGGAGUCGGGGUGUAUGUUAAUCACACCUGCAGACAGUGCCCAGCACGACACCCUGCUCGCGGUGAGGGAGGUAUCCGGCGUACCUGUGCAGCUGAGGGUGGCCCCCGGGGCGAACACCAAGGGCGUGCUGCUGGCAUACCCUGUUGCCAUGCCCCUCAAGCCCCUGUUGCGCCAUCCACGCGUGUUGGAGGCAGUGCGCUGCACCACCCGAGACGGACCGACGCGCCAGGUAUUCGUCACUGUCGCGGGGCCGCUGCCGGGCUCGUUGGACCUGGGAAACUGGGGGACCUUCUACACGCGCCCCUACAGCAAGGAGCCCCUCAGGUGCUACAAUUGCCAGCAGUUCGGCCACCAGCGGGCCAGGUGCAGCCGUCCCCCGGUCUGCGGCAUAUGCUCUGCCAGUCACGACACGGAGCGGUGCCUUUCCAAGUACAAGACUGGCCAGACCAUCACCAGCAGAUGCCCGAAUUGCCAGGGCGAACACCAUGCCUGGAAUCGGGCCUGCGCCAACAGGCGAGAGCUGGUCGACAAACAGCGCACUGUCCAACAGCGCUGGGUCGUCACUCAUCGCCCUGCUCCUCUCGGCACCUUCCGCUGGGGAGCCCAGCAGCCCCCCGCGUCCACGGCUGCUCCAACGCCCCGCCUCCCCCAGGCUGCCCACCAGCCAUCUCUUACACCCCCUUCACCAGCUCCGUACGAGGAGAGCUUCCCUCCCCUUACCCCACGCCAUCUGCCACCGGCCCAGCUCACCGCUCCCCAAGCGCCCGACGCCAGCCGCCAGCCCCGCCCCCUCACUACAGCAGCUCCCACUGCCGCCCCUCCCGGCUGUCUCCUCAUCACAAGGGAGAUGAUGGUGGGACUCUUGGAGGGCUUCGGGCGGAUUAUCGCAACGGCACUCAAGUCGGACGUCGAGCAGAGAGAGUUCUCGGACGCAGCGCAGCAGGUGGUGGGAAAUCUCUUCCCGGAAACGCCGGCCCAGCAAGCUGCCGUCCCUCCUGUGCAGGCUCCUUCCCCCGGCGGGCCAUCAUCAACCCCACCUACGCCGACCCCUCGUGCUCUGAAGACUCCCCUUCCACCUCCUCCUGCCCCCGUGCACGCGAGCAGCUCCGCACUCCUCCCAACCCCUCCGGCCGUUGCAACCAGCCAGCACCAUCCGUCCAACCUCCUGCGUGCUGCGAUGGCGAGAGAAUCUGUGGAUGUGGUUCUCCUGCAGGAGACGCUUCUUCCAGAACAGCGCGUGCCCUUCUUCCGGGGUUACCAGUCUUUUUACCUCCCUGCCGUGGCAGCCGUGUACUUCACCGACGGCUCCAUUCACCACCUGACGCGGGCUGUUGGGGCUGCCUUUGUGAGUGGGGGAGAGACUGCCCUUUACCGCCUUCCCGAUGGAAGCUCCUCCACGCAGGCGGAACUGGCGGCCAUCUCGAUGGCCCUUCUCCACGCUGAAGAAUCGGCAGCGGGGCCUGUCAUAGUCUACUCGGACUCGAUGACUGCCCUCCAGGCCAUCGACCGAGACAGCUUUGCUGACAAUAUCCGCCUCAUCACCUCCAUUUGGUGA
Eriocheir sinensis (Chinese mitten crab) is the source of this 2370-nucleotide messenger RNA. Its product is annotated as proline-rich protein 36-like. NCBI's taxonomy places the organism in Eukaryota, Metazoa, Arthropoda, Malacostraca, Decapoda, Varunidae. The record is from RefSeq and is a predicted model, not a curated record. The transcript is spliced from 4 exons. Gene Ontology annotation, molecular function: nucleic acid binding; zinc ion binding; RNA-DNA hybrid ribonuclease activity. The coding region runs from base 1 to 2370 and encodes 789 amino acids.